This is a messenger RNA of Brienomyrus brachyistius, 2992 nucleotides long. It is a transcript of the gene masp2, whose product is annotated as MBL associated serine protease 2. The record is from RefSeq and is a predicted model, not a curated record. NCBI's taxonomy places the organism in Eukaryota, Metazoa, Chordata, Actinopteri, Osteoglossiformes, Mormyridae. The transcript has 10 exons. Bases 126 to 1415 code for a protein of 429 amino acids. Gene Ontology annotation, molecular function: serine-type endopeptidase activity; calcium ion binding.
UUGGACACGGGUUCACUAACCUUAAGUGCACAACGGGCAAAGGUAGCUGUCUGGGGUUAUUAACGCCGCACGCAUCCAUGGCCCUUUAGCAGCUAAACGUGCUUUAGAGAGCUUUGGAAACAAUAAUGGCAAGGGUUUUGGUGGCUGUCAUCUGCGUGUUGUCCUUGUCACUGGUCCUUGGGCGGGAGCUGAUGGGCCUUUAUGGCAGACUGACGUCACCCGGCUUCCCCCACACCUACCCAGAUCACCAGCACGUGCGGUGGAACAUCACUGUCCCCGAGGGCCAUCGGGUCCGCCUGUAUUUCACACACUUUAGCUUGGAGCACUCUGAAUUGUGCGAGUAUGACUAUGUGCAGGUGCUCUCAGGAAGCAAUGAGACGCUGAGGUUCUGUGGCCAGACGGAGAAGGACCAUGAGGAAACGCCUGGCGGCGCGGUGCUGUACUCCGCCGGAAACGCCAUGUCUGUUGUCUUCAGAAGCGACUAUUCCAACGAGGGCCGCUUUACCGGCUUCCAGGCAUUUUACGCGGCAGAAGACAUUGACGAGUGCCGGAGCGGCUUGGACGGGGAUCCAGCUUGUGCCCAUUAUUGCCACAAUUACGUGGGUGGCCAUUACUGCACUUGUCGCUCGGGGUAUUUGCUUCAUUCCGACAAAAGAGCCUGCACCGUGCCAUGCAGUGGGCAGGUUCUGACCCGCAGAUCUGGAGUUCUGACCAGUCCUGGCUACCCAGAGCCAUAUCCUGGGAUGAGCCAGUGCCACUUCCAGAUCCAGUUAGAGGAGGGGUUCCGGCUGGUGCUGGAGUUCCUGGAGCCCUUCGACGUGGAGGCCCACCCGAACGUCUCCUGCCCAUACGACGUCCUAAAGAUCCAUACUGAGAUGCGCGAGUACGGCCCAUUCUGCGGGAGCACCCCCCCAGCGAGAAUAAAGACAGGAACUCAUCAGGUACACGUGCUCUUCAAGGCUGAUGCCACUGGCAAGAACAAGGGAUGGAAGAUCAGGUACACCAGCACAGCCACACCCUGCCCUCACCCUGUUCCACCCCCCCACGGACGCAUCCAGCCUUGGCAGGCUUUGUACAUGUUCACAGACAGUAUCAACGUGACGUGCAAACGAGGAUACAAAUUGUUCCAGGGGACAAAAAAUCUGACAUCUUACCAAGCCGUGUGUCAGAGUGAUGGGACCUGGAGCAGCUCGAUGCCUGAAUGUCACCUCGUUGAUUGUGGACAACCAGAGGGGAUCCCACUUGGACAGGUUUCUGUAACCACAACCACCUAUCAGUCAUCAGUCCAGUACACCUGCGCACCUUCCUUUAACUUGAGAGGCAGCCAGAAUGGAACUUACUUCUGUGCACAGGAUGGCUACUGGAGGAACAGCCUGGGCAGCCGGGAGCUACCAGAGUGUAGGCCCUGUCCAUGACCUCGCGUCACUGUCACAUUUUAGCCGUCUUUCUGAAAUGUCAUAUCUAUUAAUUAAUAUUUUCUACUGAAACCUGGACAGAGAAAUGGGCAGGUCAAGUAUGUCUUCUGAUCUUCAGCGUCAGAUCCCAGAAGCUACACGCAUGAUAAACACAUGGCACCUGCUUCCCACUACUGCCUCCCCCUGACUCGCUCAUCCUAGAUUAAUUGUUUCUGACUCUUUAUUAGUGUCUGUAGCCACACCUGUCCCCGGCAGGGCACACGCACACCUGUCCCCGGCAGGGCAGGGCACACGCACACCUGUCCCCGGCAGGGCAGGGCACACGCACACCUGUCCCCGGCAGGGCAGGGCACACGCACGCCUCUGGUUGGCCUGACAGCCAUAACUUGCAGCAAGUUGACAGUGGGCAUUGUUUUGCUGUGCAGAUGGAGGGGCUGCAGGGAACAUGAAAUGUGGAACAGUGGGGUCUCCUGCACUAUUUCUAGAGCCACUGAUGCCUAGGGGAGGGGCGGCAGCUAGUCUACGGCAGUAACGGGCGUCAAUACCAUGUUCCUCUGGGAGCGUGAGCAGGUAGAGUAAUUCAGUAACUAAGAGUAACCAUGUUGUCCUCGGCUGGCGUUUUAUUUGUGGAGCAACACAAACAUACUGUGAACGGCUCGUGGCUAACAAAUAUCCCGUGGUGUGUAGCUCAGUGGUUUAGGGACCUGUGCGUGUGUCCAGAAGGUUGUGUGUUCAAACCUUGUAGCCAGCGGAAUGAUUGUAUUGCUGUUGGGCCCUUGGGCAAGAUGCUUAAUCUCAAAAUGUCAGCUAAAUGACUAAGUGUGUUGUUUUUGUGGACAAGAACUACUACAUCUGUGUUAAAUAGUUCACUGGGCCUCAUUGAGAAACUGGUGUUUGGAAACAAUACAUUUGUCUUUCAAUGGUAUUAAGCACCAGUGAAGAUCACUGGUUAGACUCGGAUUGACAUCAGCCAGUAUCAAUUAGUCUUUCACAUUACGUGUCCUGACCUCGGACUGCAGCUUUUCUUCUGAGUUCGGCCCCGAUGAUUUCCGAAAUGAUCACCCCGCUAAACUGCAUGGAGUUCUGGCCAGCGGUACAUCAGCCCUCUCAGGCACCGUUAGAGACUCUUCUCACCCAGUUAUAUGAUCCUAAAGUUGAGCAAAGUAACUACAGCCAUAGUAAAUGAGAGCUGCCAAGCUCUCUUACACUGGAUUGACUUAUGUACACAGUUGACAUUUGAACACAAAAACACUGGGGAAAAAAAAACUACAUCCUAAUCAAUCUUGCAUGAAAAGUUAUUUUCUCCUUGUCAGAAUGUUCGAUAAUGUAUUAUUUAAUUAGUGAUACUAGUCUGCUUUUUUGGAACAUGGGUGUACUUGGUAGGCAUAAAUCCAUUUACUUGUAAAACCUUUUUAAAGAAAAGUCAGUCUGCGUAUCUACACAAAACUAAACUUCAUAUACAAGCAUAAAUGUACUGAUUGAACACAAAAUACAUUGUAUAUAAUAUUUUUCUGUUAAUAGGCAUCUCACCUUCACUCAUGUACAAAUAAAUUUGCAAAUAAAUCAGCUGAAAUCUA